Uncinocarpus reesii 1704 is the source of this 942-nucleotide messenger RNA. RefSeq lists its product as uncharacterized. The transcript is spliced from 5 exons. Bases 1 to 942 code for a protein of 313 amino acids. The record is from RefSeq and is a predicted model, not a curated record. Lineage: Eukaryota; Fungi; Ascomycota; Eurotiomycetes; Onygenales; Onygenaceae. Gene Ontology annotation, molecular function: ubiquitin protein ligase activity.
AUGCCGCAUGGCAACUAUUCCUGGCUGGUCACCCGGUCGGCCGCUAUGCGUGCUGUGAGCCAGAGCGGGCCUGGGAAAAGAAAGCGGGAAGCAAAUGCAGAGACCGCGGAGUCGACCGCAGGUACCACCCCGACAAAGACGAAAAGAGCUCGCACUGCUGGCCGGGGCGAAGCUGCUUCUGAUGUCAAUGUAACCCCUACGCGCAAGCGAAAGGGCACCCGGUCGACACCACGCAAGCAAGGCGUCGACGAUGACAUUGAAGUUGUCCAGGAGGAAAAGAGGCUUCGGCCCUUUAGGAAAAAGGCCCCUCAAACAUAUCUUACAAAACUCGCCAGAGCCACUACACAGAGAAUGUUUGUCGUGAAGAGGCAACGGGAGGAGACCACGGACGGCCUGGAGGAAAGCGUGCACAUCGUGGGCACCACCGGCAAUGUCUAUAAAGUUGUGAUCGGGAAGGUCCUAUGUAAUGUCCUAAAAGUCAAAGAUUACCUACAGUAUCAGCUUGCCUUUCUCUCCUCCGAACUGUGCGACAUCUUCGACAAUGCCCCGCUCAGCCCGGUAGAAAGUGCCUCCAAUGAUGGCCAGGGAAAGCGAAAGCCUAUCGAUGGCGAUUGUCCUAUUUGCUUCAUGGAGUUCGAUGCUGCCAACGAUGAGGUCGUAUGGUGCAAAGCCGCGUGUGGGAACAAUAUACACAAAGCCUGCUUCCAGCAGUGGGUGGCUAGCCAGGCCGGAAAGGAAGUUCGCUGCGUUUAUUGUCGGUCGCCCUGGGAGGGUGACAAGCCUGAUAUACAAUCCCUCUUAGAGACCGCCACAGUCAGCGAGGAGGGCUAUCUCAAUGUCGCAGGCGGCAUGGGUUUAUCCCAAGAACGGGGUAGGCAUACCUCUCUGUAUACUCCCUUCCUGUUCUUCUUGCUUUGGCUUUAUAUCGGCAUUUUUUCGUGA